This is a messenger RNA of Ilex paraguariensis (yerba mate), 1972 nucleotides long. Lineage: Eukaryota; Viridiplantae; Streptophyta; Magnoliopsida; Aquifoliales; Aquifoliaceae. The record is from the annotation of a GenBank genome assembly.
CAGCAAAUACUCUCUCCCUUCCCGGAGAAUGGAUAAUCCUUCCGAAGAUUCCUCAGAUACAUCUAAACAGCGGCAACUUCAGCGCUCUGUCUCUUCCGACCACGAUCAACGAGCCUAUUUGGUGCCCUACAGGUGGUGGAAGGAGGCGCAAGAUUCUUGUUCAGCUCUUGAGUUGGAUAGGAUGCAAGGGAUUUUGUACACGGCUUCACCAGCAUAUUCCUAUGGAGGGCCCAUGAAACUAAUCAACAACAUAUUUAGCUCAGAUAUUGUAUUCAAUCUUAGGAGAGAGGAUGAUUCUUUGACCAAUAAUGAGAAUGGUGAAGUUGGGGUAUCAGGUCGGGACUAUUCUUUGGUGCCAGGGGAAAUGUGGUUGGAGGCACUCAAAUGGCACAGUGAUUCUAAAGUUGCCAUGAAAGAUGGCAGGAGCUUUUCAGCUGCAGAAGAUGACAUGGCAGAUGUUUACCCCUUAAAACUCAGGCUUUCUGUCUUGAGGGAAACCAACUCAUUAGGAGUGAGAAUAAACAAAAAGGACAAUCCAGCUGAGCGCUUUCGAAGAGCCUGUAAGAUUUUCAGUGUUGAGUCUGAGCUGUUACGUGUUUGGGAUUUCUCUGGUCAGACAACCCUAUGUUUCUUAAACGACACAAAUAAGGCCAUAAAAGAUUCACAGCGGCAGUCAGAGCAGGAUAUUCUCCUGGAGUUGCAAGUUUAUGGGUUGUCAGAUUCUGUUAGAAAUAGAGAGGUGAAAAAAGAUGAGAUGAUACUUCAACAUCCUAUUGGAGCUUCACUGGCAAUGAAUGGUUAUGCUGGCAAUAUUAACUCCAGUUUUGUUCGAAGUACUCCAGAUUUUUUUGGAAAGUCUUGUGAAUCUGGUUCUUUGGGCUUGACCGGGUUACAAAACCUAGGAAAUACUUGUUUCAUGAACAGUGCACUUCAGUGCCUGGUGCACACACCCAAGCUUGUUGACUUCUUUCUUGGAGAUUACAGAAAAGAAAUAAACCAUGACAAUCCAUUGGGCAUGAAUGGUGAGAUUGCUUCAGCAUUUGGAGAUUUGUUGAAGAAGUUAUGGGCACCUGGAGCAACCCCAGUAACACCAAGAACAUUUAAGUCAAAACUUGCUCAUUUUGCUCCUCAGUUCAGUGGUUUUAAUCAGCACGAUUCUCAAGAGCUUCUUGCCUUUUUGUUGGAUGGACUACAUGAGGACUUGAACCGUGUGAAAUGCAAGCCCUAUUUUGAAGCUAAGGAUGGAGAUGGUCGUCCAGAUGAAGAAGUAGCUGAUGAAUAUUGGCAGAAUCAUCUGGCUCGCAAUGACUCUAUUAUCGUUGAUUUGUGCCAAGGCCAGUAUAGGUCCACAUUAGUGUGCCCUCUUUGCAGAAAGGUCUCUGUCACUUUUGAUCCGUUCAUGUACCUGUCCUUGCCUCUACCAUCAACAUCAGUGAGGACAAUGACUUUGACUGUCAUGAGAAAUGAUGGAAGUUCUCAACCAUCUCCAUCCACCAUCACUGUUCCAAAGCAUGGAAAGUUUGAAGAUCUUAUUCGGGCUUUAAGUAAUGCAUGUUCUUUAGGAGUUGAUGAGGCCCUCUUGGUGGCUGAGAUAUACAACAAUCGCAUAAUUCGUUAUCUAGAGGAGCCAGCUGAUUCAUUAUCCUUAAUUAGAGAUGAUGACCGGCUAGUUGCUUAUCAGUUGCCAAAAGAUACUGUGGAAGUCCCUUUGGUUGUGUUUAUGCAUCAGCAGAUGGAAGAGUUCCGCGAGGAGGAUUUAUGGGUUAGAAAGAUGGUUGCAGGACUUUAUGAUUUUAGAAUGCAGGAGGUUCUGAAUAGCAUGCAUAUUGGGGUUGGUGGUGUUGAUUUUAGGAGAAAGGAGGUUCUGAAUAGCAUGCAUAUUGGGGUUGGUGGUGUUGAUUUUAGGAGAAAGGUUUGGGAUCUGAUUAUGAAUGAUUUGUGGCUGAGGUGGUGGAUUUUAAAGACCGAAUGA